UGGCUACUGUACUUUAGUUUGAUCAUCAUGCGUGAAAUUGUACAUCUGCAGAUUGGACAAUGUGGAAACCAGAUUGGCUCAAAGUUUUGGGAAGUGAUCGGUGAAGAACAUGGGAUCAAUGCAACCGGCAUCUAUGAGGGAGACUCCAACCUCCAGCUGGAGAGGGUCAAUGUCUACUUCAAUGAGGCACAUGGUGGUAAAUAUGUGCCCAGGGCCCUGCUUGUUGACUUGGAGCCUGGCACCAUGGACAGUGUGAGGGGGAGCCGCAUCGGGGCGCUCUUUAGGCCGGACAACUUCAUCCAUGGAAACUCAGGAGCUGGAAACAACUGGGCAAAGGGCCACUACACCGAGGGAGCCGAGCUGGUGGAGCAGGUGAUAGACAGAGUGAGGAACGAGAGCGAAAGCUGCGACUGCCUGCAGGGCUUCCAGUUCGUCCACUCCCUGGGUGGAGGAACUGGCUCCGGCAUGGGAACCCUCAUCAUCAACAAGAUCCGAGAGGAGUAUCCUGACCGCAUCAUGAACAGCUUCAGCAUCAUGCCCUCCCCUAAGGUCUCUGACACGGUGGUGGAGCCCUACAACGCCACCCUUUCGGUGCACCAACUCCUGGAGAACACGGAUGAGACUUACUGCAUUGACAAUGAGGCCCUGUACGACAUCUGCUUCCGCACGCUGAAACUGACCACACCAACAUACGGAGACCUCAACCACUUGGUCUCCCUGACCAUGAGCGGGGUGACCACCUCCCUGAGAUUCCCUGGCCAGCUCAAUGCAGACCUGAGGAAGCUGGCAGUCAACAUGGUGCCCUUCCCUCGUCUCCACUUCUUCAUGCCGGGCUUUGCACCUUUGACGGCGCGCGGCAGCCAGCAGUACAGAGCCCUCACAGUGCCUGAGCUCACCCAGCAGAUGUUCGACGCCCGCAACAUGAUGACGGCCUGUGACCCGAGAAGGGGGCGCUACCUUACAGUCGCUGGCGUGUUCCGUGGCAGGAUGUCCACCAAAGAGGUAGACGAACAGAUGCUGGCAAUCCAGCAGAAAAAUAGCAACUACUUUGUCGAUUGGAUCCCCCAUAACGUCAAGGUCGCCGUGUGUGACAUACCACCCCGAGGCCUCAAAAUGGCCUCCACUUUCAUUGGCAACAACACAGCCAUUCAGGAGAUAUUCCGCCGAGUGGGGGAGCAGUUCUCCCUUAUGUUCAGGCGGAAGGCUUUUCUCCACUGGUACACAGGGGAGGGCAUGGAUGAGAUGGAGUUCACCGAAGCAGAGAGCAACCUCAAUGACCUUGUGUCAGAGUACCAGCAGUACCAAGAUGCCACCGCUGAUCUGGAGUGGGAGGCAGAGGAUGAAGAGGAGGAGGGCCCCUCAUCAGCAGUGGCAACAAAGGUUCAGUCUCGAACGGAAAUUAAGAUGGAGACAGUGACUGAAACAACCACAGAAACUGCAGGCAAAGAUGAAUAGAGAAUAAAACUCUGGCAGACAAUGGGGUGAUAUCCUGUAGCAGGGAUGUGAAUGAAAAAUGUGGAAUUGUUGGCCUAUCAAAGAACACUUUUUUUAAUGUCGAGGGUCGAUUUAAAGGGUCUUUACUGAAAGGUGCUGUUACAGACUUAUAAAAUACUACUUAUUCUCUAUUAUAUAUUCUUCAAUACCUUGUAUGCUUUCCGUAUGUGUUUUAAAGCUUUGCAGGCUUUAAGAGUUUAGCUUUAAGAGUUCAUUUUCAUAUUUAAUGUUUGGGAAAUUAUGUUUUAGGGAGGGAAAUAUCUGUAUAUAAGUUCCAUGUGUUGUUAGCUUUAUUUAAUUCACUAUAUUUAUCUUGCACUCCUGAUCAUGUAGUUAAGAGAUGAA
This is a messenger RNA of Myripristis murdjan (pinecone soldierfish), 1839 nucleotides long. It is a transcript of the gene tubb1, whose product is annotated as tubulin, beta 1 class VI. Gene Ontology annotation, biological process: microtubule-based process. The record is from RefSeq and is a predicted model, not a curated record. Gene Ontology annotation, cellular component: microtubule. Gene Ontology annotation, molecular function: structural constituent of cytoskeleton; GTPase activity; GTP binding. The coding region runs from base 28 to 1455 and encodes 475 amino acids. Lineage: Eukaryota; Metazoa; Chordata; Actinopteri; Holocentriformes; Holocentridae. The transcript has 4 exons.